ACGUGACGGUCCUCCUCCGUUUUUAAAGCGCGCCGCGCGCGCGUGAGCGUUCACUUCGUACAGUAUUAUCAUCGAGAGCUCACCCUCAUGAAUAUCUCUCAAAGCGGCGCGGUCCUCGGCACGGUGCUGCCUCUCACUAGUUUCGAGAACGUCCUUUUGUUCCUCUUCAAUAUAACUCUCGCCACCGCCAUCAUUUUUAUCAAUGUGUCGGUGUUCAUCGCCAUCGUGAUGAACCGAUCCCUGCGGAACGAGAACCGCUUCAUGUACAUGCUCAGCACGUGCCUCAGCGACGUCGGCACGGGCGUCACUUAUUAUUACGCGGGAGUUAUGGACGUGCGCGAUUAUUACGACUCCCCGACUCGCACUUACUACAUCGCUUACAUUUUUCUGGGUCUGUCCUAUAUAGCGAUUCUGGUCGCCCAGGUGGACCGCUACCACGCGGUUUCCGCGCCUUUCAGAUACUCGACGCGCAUGACGCGCAGCAGGACUCUGCUGGUGAUUCUGGGAUACUGGGUUUAUUCUUUCUUCAUAGUGGCUGUUAACAACUCGGUGCCUAUAGGGGUUGCUAUAAGAGUGACUUUCCUAGCUGCUUUCGUGGGGAACCUUUUCGCCGUCGUUGUCAUGAUCGGGCUGAACGUCAAACUGUUCCUCAUCGCCAGGUUCCAGCUUGGGCGCGAGGCCCCGAGCGAGGAGCGCGACAGCAAGCGCGCGUCCAUUUACCUCAUCGUAAUAGUGGCCGUGUGUUUUCUGAUCGCCUGGCUGCCCCUUUUCCUCUCUGUCAUUGUGUGUAACUUUGCGGGGACUUCGUGCUAUUCGUUCAGAAACGAGGGAACCGACCCUCUGCGCGUUUUGGCGCGUCUCAACGCGCUCGUCACUCCUUUGCUGUACAUCAGAGGAUGCGCUCCGCUCAGGAGCACCGUCGUGAUUAAAGUCUGGAGAAUACCGCGCCGCGAGAUGAAAGGGUAAACGUGUCGCGCACGCACACUGAAAAUAGAAACGUGUAAGAAACGCUAUUUCUAUAGCAAACAGCUUUACGUGUAUAUUGAUAUACGAAACCCUUACGCAAUGAUAAACGAGCCACGGAAGUCGUGAAAUCUUCACUGUUUUAUCACUAUAUUGAAACAUAAGGCAGGCCUUUGUUGGUUUUGCCCAGUAAAAUCAUCUUUUUUCCACGCACACAUCCAUUUUCCAACUUCUGAAGGGUCACAGGGCCUUUUCCAGCAUCUGAACGGAUCACACACACACACACACACACACACACACACCGACCCUGCAGGCCAUUUUGUGUCCAGCUCACCUGCCGCAUGUCUUUUGCAUUUCCUGUUAUGUGGGACAUAUUAUGGCAAAAGCUGUUUUAUCUUUCCUUAGAGUGAAGCCGCAGAACACGGAGAAGACUUUAGACGAGACGUAGCAGGGAUCUUCAGGGAUCUUCAGGAGUUUCUGACUGGAUCCUUAUUGCAGUCACUGAUAUAUAUUUUAGCACGUUAUAGGGUCCACAGCAAUUCUAUUAACCCUAAUUUAUGCAGUGUGCGGCUUUUUAUUUCUUAUACAGUCAUGCUGGAAGAUAUAUUUCAGGACGAUGGUCCCCGGGAUCCAAUAGGGUCAAAGGGUUUAGGGAAGACAAGGAAUUAUUUUCACACGUGGCCAAAGUUAAUUUUUUGACUCUCCCAUUGUCAAUACAAGAUCUUAAUGCGAUUAAAUAUGAAUGCACCUGUUAAUAGAAAUACAUUCUGCAACGUUGCAUGAGAUAGUGCCACAAAAUAAAAUUCAGUGCCACUGAAACAAAAUACGCAGCAGCGUUUUUCUUUAAUAUUUAAAGCUAAACUCUAUGAGCAGUUUCGCGUCUGUGCUUUUCUUGUAAUAGCAUUUGAUAGGGCAAAUGCAUUAUUGCUUAUGUGUCUUUCUUAACAAUUAUUGAAAUUAUA
Molecule: messenger RNA, 1925 nt
Organism: Puntigrus tetrazona (Sumatra barb)
Lineage: Eukaryota; Metazoa; Chordata; Actinopteri; Cypriniformes; Cyprinidae
Product: adenosine receptor A1-like
Exons: 1
Coding region: 88-966 (292 amino acids)
Biological process (GO): G protein-coupled receptor signaling pathway
Cellular component (GO): membrane
Molecular function (GO): G protein-coupled receptor activity
Source: RefSeq, a predicted model, not a curated record